Molecule: messenger RNA, 369 nt
Organism: Porites lobata
Lineage: Eukaryota; Metazoa; Cnidaria; Anthozoa; Scleractinia; Poritidae
Source: the annotation of a GenBank genome assembly
AAAUCUCUUUCAGAAUGUCAAAACUACCAAACCUUGACAGGCGCUGAUAGGAAAACUUCGUACAGGAAAGUUUCUUCUCCAAUACAUGACGUAAUCGGCCCCGGGUGGUUUCGGUUUCAAGGCGCAGCGGGAACAAGGAUGGCUACAUCGUGUCCACCUUUGUACAGAUGUAAUACUAAUGCACCCGGUUGGUUAAAUGGUGGUCAUCCAUCAGUAGCUGCUGGUCAAGUAACAAGACAGGUCUGUUUUAACUGGAAUGGUUUGUGUUGCCAUGGUACCGUCAAUGUCCAAGUGAGAAACUGUGGAUCGUACUAUGUAUACUACCUGAGAGAAUAUGGGGGUGUUACUCGCUACUGUGGCAGUGACUAA